AACGGACAAGGACACGUACAGCACUUCAUUCGACCACAGCCGGACUACCCUUAGGCCACGCAGCUCAGCCUUCCAGACGGCCAGACAAGGUCUCAAGGCGAUAUAUAGCCAUGAACGCCGACGAGGCCCAGAAAUGUAUCGAGAUAGCAACGCGCAAGCUACAAGCAGGCGAUAAAGCCGGUGCACACAAGUUUGCACUGAAGGCAGCCGCGUUACAUGACUCGCCGCAAGUUCAGCAGUUACUACAAAAGAUUGUCAAGGCACCAGCGACAACUCCUUCAGCGGAUGGUGCGGCUGGAUCGAGUCGGAGUGAAGGUGGUGCAACACAACGCACAAAGGCAGCAGCAUCAAAACCCGAGGAGCCAGCUGCGAGAGAAUAUACACCAGACCAAGCCAAGGUUGUCAAGCGCAUUCGAAAAUGUCAAGCGACUGCAUUUUACGAGAUUCUAGACAUCAAGAGAGAAGCGACAGAGGCAGAGGUGAAAAAGGCGUAUCGGAAACUAGCCCUACAACUACAUCCAGACAAGAAUGGCGCGCCAGGAGCAGAUGAGGCCUUCAAGAUGGUUUCGCGAGCCUUUCAAAUUCUAUCAGAUGCGUCGAAACGGUCGCAAUUUGAUCGUUACGGCGCUGACCCGGAUCAGCGUGGUGGUGGUGCGCCAGCUGCUAAUUCUUUCCAACGAGCGAAUGGUGGUGGCGGCAUGCAAGGCGGUAUGUUUGGAGAAGAGAUGAAUGCUGAUGACUUGUUCAAUAUGUUCUUUGGCGGUGGAGGAGGUAUGGGUGGUGGAUUUGGUGGCAGUCCCUUCGUGUCAUUUGGUGGACCUGGUGUUCGCGUACAUCACUUUGGCGGCGGCCAAGCACGGCAACAUCGCGGUCAGCAAGGCGAAGAACGCGCGUCCCUUGCUCAGCUCCUUCCGCUCAUCAUUCUCUUUGGCUUCUCACUCCUCUCCAGCCUCUUCUCAGGCGGUUCUUGGUUUGGCAGUGGCUCAACGACACCUUCUUAUGCAUUCAACAAUCAUCCACCCUAUACGCAGGAACGCUUGACGCCGGUGCACAAAAUACAAUUCUUUGUCAACCCAGAGCAGAUUGCCUCAAUAGGCGAUCCGGCGUUGAAGCAAUUUGACAAAAAGGUCGAGGUGGACUACAUCCGCAAUCUGCGCGAUACAUGUGAAUGGGAAUACCAGCAACGAGAACAAGAGAUGAACAAUGCAUAUGGUUUCUUCAGCAUUGACAAGGUCAAGUACAAUGCAGCGAAGAACAAGCGGAUGGAAGGGUGCGAGGAACUCAAACGAUAUGGGUAUCGCUUAUAAGCUCAGAAACACCAUUAGCAUAGCAAGCAUCGCAAAGUAUUGAUUAGAACAACGCCAGAGCUAAAGGCACAAAAUGCUAUUGUACAAC
This is a messenger RNA of Protomyces lactucae-debilis, 1395 nucleotides long. Its product is annotated as DnaJ domain-containing protein. Gene Ontology annotation, molecular function: Hsp70 protein binding. The transcript has a single exon. Gene Ontology annotation, cellular component: endoplasmic reticulum membrane. The record is from RefSeq and is a predicted model, not a curated record. Gene Ontology annotation, biological process: cellular response to misfolded protein. Bases 111 to 1307 code for a protein of 398 amino acids. Lineage: Eukaryota; Fungi; Ascomycota; Taphrinomycetes; Taphrinales; Protomycetaceae.